Messenger RNA from Lycium barbarum (goji berry), 1125 nucleotides. RefSeq lists its product as uncharacterized. The coding region runs from base 1 to 1125 and encodes 374 amino acids. The transcript has a single exon. The record is from RefSeq and is a predicted model, not a curated record. Lineage: Eukaryota; Viridiplantae; Streptophyta; Magnoliopsida; Solanales; Solanaceae.
AUGGAAUUUGAUGAUGCACCUCUUAUGGGAUUCUAUCAAAAAAUUGAGCAUGAGGGUGCCCCUAAGUAUUGUAAGAAUUACAAGAAAAUUGGUCAUAAUAUCAUUGAAUAUAGAGUGCUGGCAAGAAUCAACAACAGAGGAAGUCAUGCUUUGGAUGCUCUAUCUAAUGUACAAGAAAAUGCUAGGGAGGAUGUGGAAAUAAAACAGACUAAUAAUGAAGUCUUGGAGAACAAUUUGCAAACAGAUAAGUUACAACAUGUUAUAGAACAACAAAUAAAUGGAGAACAAGCUAUACAGGAGCUACCCGAAAAAAAGAAUAGGAAGAAAGCAAAUAAGAAGAAGAAAAUGGCAAAAAAGAAAAAUAAAGUGUUGUUCAAAACUGUUGCACCAACGAAGUUCAAGGACAAAAGAAGAAAGGACAAGGCAGAGAUAGCACAAUUACAAGAGGAACAUCAAAAGGAGAAAGAACCACCGGAUAUAAUACAAGAGACACAAGUAGAACAACAAGAGGCAAAUACAAGACUGGAAGCAAGUAAUGAGGAUAUAACACAUAUUAGUGAUACUGAGAAUGGAACAAUGAAUGAGAAAGACAAUGAAAGAAUAAAAGGAAAAGGAAUAGAUGGAAAUGAACAUGAAGAACCAGAGGAAGGAGAAAUACAAUCUUUGACACUGCCUCCAUUCAACAGAGACUCAGCAGGAUUGAAUUUAUUUGUGGAUUUGAGGUGUGAGAUACAAAAUGAUCAAAAGAAGGGAGACAAGAAAACUGAAAACAAAGAUCAAAUGGAAGGGGAAACACCUACAGAAGCUAGGAAACAACAUGUACAGGAAGACAACAAACAACAAAGGAAGACCAAAGGGAAGGAAGACACCAAUAGGGGAAGGAAAGAAAGCAAGAAUGUGGGAAGGAACCAAGCUUUGUCAGUUGACUCAACAGGAUCCAAGAUCAACAGGGAAGAAUGGCAUGACAUAGGGAAGAAGUCUAAAGGAUGGAAAAAACACUACAGAAAUAAGAGGAAGGACCAGAAGCAGGAAGAAAAUCGGGAAAACAAGUACAAAACAAACACCACCACAGGCAUACAAGAAACAAACAAAGAGACAAAGUUCCCCACCCCCUUUAAUCCAUGA